Molecule: messenger RNA, 837 nt
Organism: Colletotrichum higginsianum IMI 349063
Lineage: Eukaryota; Fungi; Ascomycota; Sordariomycetes; Glomerellales; Glomerellaceae
Product: Dienelactone hydrolase
Exons: 3
Coding region: 1-837 (278 amino acids)
Molecular function (GO): hydrolase activity
Source: RefSeq, a predicted model, not a curated record
AUGACCGAGACCUCGUCCGCAAAGCCAGAGUACCUCGCACAACCCCCCGGGCCGUGCUGCUGGGCCGGCACCUUGCACCAAGGCAGCCCGCGCGGCGACGUCGAGGACAUCCUCGGCGCGCCGACCUACAUCGUGCGCCCCUCGGACGUCAAGGGGUCGCCCCGCGCCAACGGCCACGUCGUGCUCUACUUCCCCGACGUCUGGGGCCUCUCGGUCAACGCGCGGUGCCUCAUGGACGGCCUCGCCUCGGCCGGCUACACGGCGCUCGGCAUCGACUACUUCCGCGGCGACCCCAUCUCCAAGUACCGCGCCUCCAAGGACGACCCGCUGCCGCCGGGCUUCGACCUCGGCGCCUGGCGCGCCAAGCACCUGGCCUUCGCGACCGAGACGGUGCCCCGGUGGGCCGCCGCCGUGAGGGAGAGGUUCGCCGCCGAGCUGCGCGCCGAGACGGGGACCGAGACCCGCUUCGCCUGCGUCGGGUACUGCUUCGGCGCGCCGUUCGUGUGCGACCUGCUCGCCGGCGACGACGUCGUGUCGGCGGGGGCGUUUGCCCACCCGACGGCGCUGAAGGAGGAGCAUUUCACGGGGCUAAAGAAGCCCUUAUUACUCUCGUGCGCCGAGAACGACCAUGCGUUCCCCCCCGAGUCGCGGAGGAAGGCAGUCGAUGUCCUGCAGAGAGAAGGCAAGGUUUAUCACCUGCAGCUCUUCCAGGGCGUCGGCCACGGCUUCGCGGUCAAGGGAGACCCGUCGGACCCGUAUCAACGAUGGUGCAAGGAGCAAAGUCUUCGCGCAGUAGUUGACUGGUUUGACAUGUGGCUGGUCCGUAGUUCAUCGUGA